Molecule: messenger RNA, 498 nt
Organism: Drosophila hydei
Lineage: Eukaryota; Metazoa; Arthropoda; Insecta; Diptera; Drosophilidae
Exons: 2
Coding region: 68-256 (62 amino acids)
Source: RefSeq, a predicted model, not a curated record
AUUUAGGCCAAGCAAAAUUCAAAAUUCACUUCGCAGUAGAAAAUUUCCGAUUUUGAUUUUAGACAAAAUGCCCUUCGCCGAUGAUGAUUGGUCAACUAAUGUCACAAUCAAUUCCAUAACCAGCGAACUGGAGCGCACACACCUGGCUCGCUCACCUCAGCUGCUGCAGCAGCUGAACAGCCUGGCUGAGCCCUGGCAGGAGCUGGGGCACACGGACUCCAUUCGCUUGAAAGAGUACUAUCACGGCGAAGUCUAGACAGAACUGGAGCUCUAUACAGACGGAUAUGUAGAGCGAAGCAAUUGAAAAUCAGCAGGAAAGUCAGCAAUAGCAACACCUGUCGCACAGCGCUCACACCUGGCAAUUAGGCGCAUAAAACAAACAGAGCGCGCGGGCGCCAUGUGAGCGGGCGCAAACGGACCAAGCGGCAAGGCGAAGCUAGCGAAAAACACAAAUUGUGACAAAGUUUCGGAAAUUUAAUUAAAAUCAAAUACACUCAA